AUGAAGAAGCUCAAGCAUCUAAUCGCGAAACUAGGAACCACACCAGCUCCGCAUUCAAUACCCCAAUCCUGCCUUUUUUCUCGCUUGCCUACCGACGUCCGCAUCACAGGCGCGCCUCGAACCGUCAAGAUGGCUGAAGAGGAGGAUUACAGCUCAAUCCCUUUGACCGAUCGCUUCACUCAUAAGGUUUGGAAAGUUCGCAAAGGAGCCUACGAAGAAGCUGCCAAACAAUUCGCACUUACGCCUGACGAAUCCGAUCCUUUUUUUCGCCCAUUCCUAAGCGAUGUCGGCCUCUGGAAAUCCGCAGUUUUAGAUGCCAACGUCGUUUCGCAGCAAGAAGGUGUGAUUGCCCUCUGCGCAUUUCUCAAAUACGCUGGGCGAGAUGCCGGCCUCCGCACACGCAACCACACAGUGGCUCCGAUAGUCGAAAAGUGCCUUUCGAGUUCAAGAGCAGCCACAAAGCAGAAUGCAAUCGAGGCCCUUCUAUUAUAUGUUGAACUGGAUGUCGCUGGACCAGUGAUCGAGGAUAUUCUGCCGGGUUUGGCACAUAAGACCCCAAAAAACGUCGCCGCAGCUCUCCAGGCUCUGACUCAAAUUGUCCACAACUAUGGUUGCAAAAUCGUUGACCCAAAGCCCAUACUCAAAGCGCUACCGAAGGCUUUUGGCGCUGCAGACAAGAACGUCCGAGCCGAGGCUACCGGUCUAACCGUCGAAUUGUAUAGAUGGCUGCGUGAAGCUAUGAAGCCGCUGUUCUGGGGAGAGCUGAAGCCCACGCAGCAAACCGACCUCGAAGCACAAUUUGAAAAGGUCAAAGCGGAACCACCUCCCAAACAAGAGCGUCUUCUGCGCUCCCAGCAAGAUGUUGUCGAGACUGCACCCGAAGCUGGCGAAGACGGAUAUGAUGAGGGUGGCGAUGAGCAGGACGGUGGUGAAGAACUAGAUGCCUUCGCUUUGGCAGAACCUGUUGAUAUUAGCCACAAAAUUUCCCCCAACUUCACCGAGCUGCUGGCUUCGUCGAAAUGGAAAGACCGCAAGGAAGCCGUGGACGGUCUAUACGAAGCCCUCAACGUUCCUCGCAUCAAGGAAACCGACUUUGGAGAGGUCAAUCGAGGCCUCGCAAAAUGUAUGAAAGACGCCAAUGUUGCUGUUGUCACCCAAGCUGCGCUUUGCAUCGAGCUUCUAGCCAAGGGGCUUCGUCGCAGUUAUGCCAAAUAUCGCGCUGUUGUCAUGCAGCCUAUCAUGGAGCGCCUCAAGGAGAAGAAACAAACCGUUUCCGAUGCAUUGGCUGCCGCACUUGACGCUGUGUUUGCUUCUUCUAGCUUUUCAGACUGCAUGGAAGACAUCAUGACUGCUCUCGGCAACAAAAACCCUCAAGUCAAGGAAGGCACGAUGAAAUUUCUCAUACGAUGUCUGCGCACUACUCGAGAUGUGCCCACAAAGCCCGAGAUCACCGCCAUCUGUGAGUCUGGAAAGAAGCUUCUUGCCGAGUCAACUCCUUUCUUGCGUGAUGGCGGCGCCGAGAUUCUAGGAACUGUCAUGAAGAUCAUCGGCGAACGAGCCAUGACACCACUUAUUGAAGGACUAGAUGACAUCAGAAAGACCAAGGUGAAGGAAUUUUUUGCCAGCGCAGAAGUCAAAGCGAAGGAAAAGCCGAAGCCCCCUCCCGCAGCGAAGGCUGCUCCAGCCGGGACCAGGAAAGUCGUUGGAGGCAAACGCCCAGCCGCAAAGAAGGCUGCCCCAGCUAUGCCGGCUGCAGAAUCACCCUCUAAGCCUGCUGGCCCCGGAAGCAAGCUAGGUAUGCCCAAGUCGUCUGGCCUGGGCGGACUGAAGGCGCCUCAGAAGCGAACUUUGGCAACGCCAGGGACUGCCUCUCCGCGCAGACCUGCGGCCGGCCCACCUAUCAUGCCCUCUGAUGAUGAUCCAGUCGUGGCGCCACCACAGCCUCGAAUUGGAGCCUCCCGAGGCCUGGCCGGACGCUCACUUGCCAAGCCAGGUGCUGCGCCAGCCAUGCCUCCGCCAGACUCGCCUCCCCCCGUAAGCGGUUUUAGCGCUGUUGAGCGCGCUGAGCUAGAAGAACUUCGAGCAGCCAACGAGAGGCUCACCCGGCAGGUUGAUGACAUGAGGCAGGAAAGAAGCAAGUUCCUGUCUGAGAUCCAGGAGCUGAAAAACCAGAACGCUGGGCUUAUUGAAGAUCACACGCGUGAUGUCCUGAGCAUCAAAGCCAAGGAAACACAGCUAGUUCGAGCCCGAAGUGAUGCUGAGGCAACUGAAGGAGUCAACGACAGGCUCAGACGUGAGCUUGAGCGCCUGAAGAGGGCAUUGAGCAAAGCUGAGACCAUCGGCGGAGGCUCUGGUGUCAUUAGUCCCGCCAUCACUUCUCCGACUCGCGAUGAUGUCGGCAUUUUCCAUGAUUCUGGCUCAAUCUCUGGUGGCUACCACAGAGCAAGCUUCGCCAGUACCAUGUCAGAGGAAAAAGAGAAUGGCGAGAUGGUGUAUCCCAGGAGCAAAAUUAGUCCGGAACUUCGAUACGGAAGCGGAACGUCAUCCGGCCGUGGUUCGCCAGCCCGCGGGUACCGCACGUCGCACCCUCCUAGAGAGGAAGGUGUUGAUACUACGGUUCCUCCCAGAAGAGAACGGCCCGUAUCCUCCCUUCCUCAACCCUCUGGUGGUGGUGAGAGCUGGCGCCGUGCUGCUGAGGUGACGAGUCAGUUGAAAGCACGUAUUGAGCAGAUGAAGGUGGUGCGAUGA
Messenger RNA from Cordyceps militaris CM01, 2748 nucleotides. RefSeq names its product spindle pole body component, putative. Gene Ontology annotation, biological process: microtubule polymerization; mitotic spindle organization; establishment or maintenance of microtubule cytoskeleton polarity. Gene Ontology annotation, cellular component: kinetochore; spindle pole; spindle pole body. The transcript is spliced from 3 exons. Lineage: Eukaryota; Fungi; Ascomycota; Sordariomycetes; Hypocreales; Cordycipitaceae. Bases 1 to 2748 code for a protein of 915 amino acids. The record is from RefSeq and is a predicted model, not a curated record. Gene Ontology annotation, molecular function: microtubule plus end polymerase activity; microtubule plus-end binding.